AUGAGAGAACGCCAACCUCGUCGCGAAGACUACACCGUAGGCUGGGUCUGCGCUCUGCCAAUCGAACUAGCAGCCGCACAAGCAAUGCUAGACACCGAACACUCCAGCAUACGCCUGCAGAUCAACGAUCCCAGCAUAUUCAUUUUGGGAAAUAUUGCCGGGCACAACGUUGUGAUUACCUGUCUCCCAGAUGGACAGAUAGGCACCAGCUCCGCCGCGACCGUGGCAAUCCAGAUGCGCUCUGCGUUUCCAUCCAUCCGGUUCGGCCUCAUGGUGGGAAUCGGUGGGGGUGUUCCCAGUCCUGAGCACGAUAUCCGGUUGGGAGAUGUGGUUGUUGGUCGACCAGAUAAUCAAACUGGGGGCGUGGUGCAGUAUGACUUUGGGAAGAGCACGUCUAAUGGGUUCGUACGCACGGGCUUUUUAAAUGCGCCCCCGGUUAUUCUGUUGAAUGCGGUGGCCCUGCUACGGGCCAGGCAUUUUCUGGGGAGGGGAACGAUGACCGAGUAUAUGGAAGGGCUUAAGGAUAUGCCCGCUUUCACGCACGAUAAAGACAAAAACAGGGAUGUCCUGUUCGAGGCGGCAUAUAAUCAUGCUGGGGGAAUGACAUGUGAGGAAUGCGACAAGGAACAAUCGAUUCAACGCGACGAACGUGAAGGCCAUGAUAUCAAAGUGCAUUAUGGAACAAUUGCGUCGGGGAAUCAAGUACUCAAGGACGCGCAUGAACGAGACCGACUCGCAGCAGAAUUAGGUGGGGUGUUGUGCUUCGAGAUGGAAGCUGCCGGGCUGGUGAAUAAUUUCCCAUGCCUGGUGAUCCGAGGCAUUUGUGAUUAUGCCGAUUCGCAUAAAAACAAGAAAUGGCAGCCUUAUGCUGCCGGGGUGGCGGCUGCUUAUGCGAAGGAGUUGUUGUCGGUCAUACCACCAGGGCAUGUGGAGAGAACGAGACCUAUGAGGAGAAAUGCUCCCAGAAAACUCUUCUUGGUUCCAUUCCAGAGAGAUGGAAACUUCACUGGUCGUGAUUCUAUAAUGAGUGAGCUUGGUAGACGAUACGAUGCUGCUGCAUUUGAACGUUUUCUCAGCAUAGCUCUCGUUGGAGAUAAAGACACAGGUAAAUCACACAUUGCCCUUGAAUACGCUUACCGAAGCCCCCAACAUGUGCCCUGGCUAUCCGUAUUCUGGGUCAACGCAAGCAGCAUCUCCCGAUACAGAAGGUCUUAUCAAGAUAUAGCUAACAGUCUUGAUCUACCCGGAAAAGAUGACCCUGCCGUCGAUGUCGUGGAACUGGUAUUGGAAUGGCUAGCUGACGAAGAGAAUGGGCCAUGGCUGGUUAUUCUGGACAAUGUCAUUAACGUGGGUGUUUCCCAUGAGACAGGGCUUCCUGUUCUGCUGGAGGAUGACGUGACGGAGACGAUUCCGAUUGUUUCGUCGUUCCCAGAAGCAAAACAUGGAUCUUUGCUUGUCACGUCACGCAAUUUGGAGGCUGCAAUGAGUAUUGUUGGUUCAGCUGAGAACAUUGUCCAUGUCCAGCCAAUGGACGAAGGGCCGAGAAGUGCAAUUGGGAUUGGGCGGGAUAUGCUGGCCAACCUGGCUCUGGACAGCCCAAAGGAUGGUCGGACACCAUUAUCGUGGGCUGCAGAGGCUGGGAUUGUGCCAGUCGUGAGAUUAUUGCUUGCUACUGGUAAAGUGGACGUCGAUUCCAGAGACUCACAUUACGGUCGAUCGCCUCUAUCAUGGGCUGCGGGGGCUGGGCAUGCAGAAAUUGUUCAGCUCCUUCUAGCAACCAACAAAGUCGACAUCAACUCCGUUGAUUACCAAAAUCGGCCGCCACUGACCUGGGCGCUCUUUAAUUCUCUCGAGCGAAUGAAACCCGUAGUCAAGCUGCUCCUAGCCACUGGCCAAGCUGACCUAAACAUCCGCGAUGAAACAUCAGACCGCACAGCCCUUUCGUGGGUGUGUGGAAUGGGCCACCUAGAGAUUGUCAAAUCGCUGCUUGAAACCGGCAAGGCGGAUGUCAACACCAUAGAGAAAUACCACGGACGAACGCCGCUUUCCUGGGCCGCAUUUGACAAGCAUCAAGAAAUCAUGAAGGUGUUGAUUGCUACUGGACAUGCAGACUUGGAAGCAAGAGAUAACGAAGAGGGCCGGACUGUACUGUCUUUGGCGGCAGGGAAUGGACUUGAAGCUGGGGUGAGAGCUUUGUUAGAGACUGAGAAGGUGGAUGUUAAUUCCAAAGACCGGAACAGGAGGACACCGCUAUUCUGGGCAUUAAAGAAUGGACAUCAAAAUACCGCUCUUCUCCUAGAGGAGGCUUUGAGCGGAUAA
This is a messenger RNA of Aspergillus tubingensis, 2319 nucleotides long. RefSeq names its product ankyrin. The record is from RefSeq and is a predicted model, not a curated record. Lineage: Eukaryota; Fungi; Ascomycota; Eurotiomycetes; Eurotiales; Aspergillaceae. Gene Ontology annotation, molecular function: protein binding; catalytic activity. The transcript has 3 exons. Gene Ontology annotation, biological process: nucleoside metabolic process. The coding region runs from base 1 to 2319 and encodes 772 amino acids.